Molecule: messenger RNA, 1282 nt
Organism: Chanos chanos (milkfish)
Lineage: Eukaryota; Metazoa; Chordata; Actinopteri; Gonorynchiformes; Chanidae
Gene: rnf215
Product: ring finger protein 215
Exons: 10
Coding region: 1-1050 (349 amino acids)
Source: RefSeq, a predicted model, not a curated record
AUGGCUGGUCCUGGAUUCUGGUGCUAUAUUUAUGUCGUUUGUGUACUUUACCCUGUUUUUGUUUGGCCGUGUCUGCUGGUAUGUGGAGAACAGGUAGCUUUAGUUGAGGUUUUUCUGCAAGAACCAGAGGGCGUCAGCAGCGUUUUGCAAGGCGAGGUUGUCGAAGGGAGUCUGGACAACGAUCUCCCUGUAAACCAGCACAAAAGAGAUUAUACUCUCGAAGGGGACCUAAUAUUAAUGCAGAACGAGGCGCGAGAGGUCGAUGAUAAUGAUAGACAGGUAAGCCCAUGGAUCGGAGUGGUGUCUGUUAACGCGGAAGACAGAAAAACAGCGAAAGGCAAACAGGAAUCUUUCGCUUCUGCCGUCGUCAGUAAGAUGAAGAGAGCGCUGGUGCUUGGAGCGUCGGCUCUGAUCAUUUUGGCCCUGAACCAAAACACUGUGAGAGAGAUGGACCUCUCUCAAGUGCUCUCCAAACCAAUCAUCGUAAUUCAGACCUCAGAAAACGUCACCAAGCUCAUUGGAGCUCUCCUCAGGGGUCUGCAAGCAACUGCAAAAAUCAGCUAUAAGACCUUUCUGCAGGAUAACCUGGGGGCCACGCUGACCUUGUGGUCCAGCUGCGGUCGUUCGAGGGGGGGUCUGUAUGGGGAGUGGCAGGGGGUCAUCUGUACUGGAGAGAGCAACUCCCAAGUACAGAAAUACCUGCAGCAGCUUUGGAACACCAUCGUCUUAGUGGCCCUGAUCCUCUCCACAGGGGUCAUAGUUCAAGCACGCUGGCAAUACCAGGACAACCAGUUUAAUGAUGAUUCACAGUUACAUGUGAAGCAGGACAUCAUGAACCGUCUGUCUGCUUUGCAGACUAGGACCUACAGGCAGGCGAAGACAGCGGACACAGAUGACUGCGCUGUCUGUUUGGAGCAAUUCAACAACAACCAGUGUCUGCGAGUCCUCCCGUGUCUCCAUGAGUUUCACAGGGACUGUGUGGACCCCUGGUUACUCCUCCAGCAGACGUGUCCUCUGUGCAAACGGAGCGUCCUCGGUAAUUUCUGUUGAAAUGGAUUCAUGGACGGCAGCAGGACCUGGAAAUGAAGGAAUGAGAAGCAAGUCUUUGUUUUGGUGUUUGUGUCAACUCCAGUUCUUACCUCACCCCUCACAGAGUUUUCUGACUGUUCGUUAAGACACAGAACUCUGUCCAGAGACACUGAGUGACCUCCACAUGAGCCCGAUGUGGUGGUACCUGCCCUGGCCGUGGAUUACGGUCCAGAAGGCCCGGACGGCACGCGCU